AAUCGGUGGCCAGGCAAAAUGUAUCGGGAGGCUGUUUUAGUGUUCGCCCUUAUUGGGACAGCUAUAGGGUCCAUUUUGGACGGUGAUUUGGACUUAGCUGAUGGUGUUCGUUUAGUCAGUAUUCCUGUGUCGAAUAACCUAGAAGAUGAGGGCAGAUCGUUCGGUGGGAACGCCAUUUUGUUCAGGAUGGCCAAGUUCUUGCAAGGACAUGAGUUGCACGUGAAACUGCCUAAAUUGAUCGAGAAGGAGAAACUGACUGAGUUCUUCGCGGAUUCGCUGAAAACUGUGGAUGAGACAUACAAGGAGAACAAAGCGACUGGAAGAGGCAAGGGUGGUGGCGGUGGUGGUGCGGCUCUCCUUGGACUAAUGUUCGCGAAAGCCUUGGGAGCUGCCGGUAUUGGAGGCUUGGGUCUUCUAACUAUGAAGGCUCUAGCCGUAUCAGCGAUGGCUCUCCUCCUCUCAGCUGUCGUCGGAGUCAAGAAGCUAACCUCCCACGAUGACCACGACGACCACCAGGUCAUAUACGCUGGUCACCACGGUCACCACAGGCGGCGUCGUGACCUCGUCACUCCAUUACCUUACCGAGGAUGGGAGCAGUACGUUCCUAGGAGCUGAAGGAAUCAGUAGUAGGAUUUCGCACUGGUGGUCUUAGUUUUUGAAAAUACAGGGUGAGCUGAUCAAAUUUUACAGUCUGUUUGAAAUUUUGAUCAGCAGGCCUACUCCGAAAUGUAGGUUAUGUAGUUUUAGUAUCUGUCACUGUCACUCACACUGGCAUCUAGCUAAUUAUGUGAAAGGGAUGAAGAAUUUGAAACUACGGAUAACGUUUUUGGGAAUAGGUCAUAAUCUUUGUAAGGGUUGACAAGUUAAUUAUUAUUAUGUACUUGUCAUAGUACAAUCAAAAACUAUAACCACAGUAUACGAAGUUCUGUCUAUUGUUUCUG
Molecule: messenger RNA, 941 nt
Organism: Ostrinia nubilalis (European corn borer)
Lineage: Eukaryota; Metazoa; Arthropoda; Insecta; Lepidoptera; Crambidae
Exons: 3
Coding region: 19-615 (198 amino acids)
Cellular component (GO): membrane
Source: RefSeq, a predicted model, not a curated record